Pongo pygmaeus (Bornean orangutan) is the source of this 945-nucleotide messenger RNA. It is a transcript of the gene ERICH4, whose product is annotated as glutamate rich 4. Bases 15 to 407 code for a protein of 130 amino acids. The record is from RefSeq and is a predicted model, not a curated record. NCBI's taxonomy places the organism in Eukaryota, Metazoa, Chordata, Mammalia, Primates, Hominidae. The transcript is spliced from 2 exons.
AUAGCUCAGAGACGAUGGAGCUGUGGAGGCAGCUGAGUCAGGCUGGACUGGUGCCUCCGGGGCUGGGCCCACCCCCCCAGGCCCUGAGGGAGGUCUCCCCAGUGGAAAUCCCUGGUCAGACCCUCAGGAUUGCAGGGGCAGACACUGGAGGUGCCUGGGAUAGUCUGCUGUGGAUCAGGGAGGAGCUGGGGAAACUGCACCUAACGGAUGUCCAACUGCUGGGACAGCUGUGCAGCCUGGGGCUGGAGAUGGGGGCGCUGCGGGAGGAACUGGUCACCAUAUUGGAGGAGGAGGAGGAGAGCAGCAAGGAAGAGGAGGAGGAUCAACAGCCCCAGAGGAAGCAGGAGGAGGAACACCUGGAGGCCUGCCCAGCCCCACAUCCGCCUGACUUUGAGAUGAUGAUCUGAGGCUCUGCCAGUGGAUUUAGGUUGACAUACAAAUGAGAUGCAAAUGUAUGCAAAGGGAAGGGGAGAUUUGCAGGUCAAAUCAGAUGUGGAAUCAGGUAUACCCCUUUAGUAAGUGCUUUCUCUGAAGGUGCCUGCAAUGAUAUUUAGGCAUUGGCCUGUGAGCUAUGGGUGUGUUUGCAGAUGACAUGAGGAUGUGUUUGGAGGUGAUGUGGGAGGUUGUAGAGAAGUUGCAGGUGCUUUUGCAGAUGAGUCUCAGGUGUGCUGCUGAGAUGGAGAUCUCUGCAAAUAUGAUGGUGAUGCAUACAGAUGCGAUUUCAGAUCAACGCUGUCUGGUAUGGUAGCCACUGGACACACAUGGCUAUUUAGUGCUUGAAACAUGGGGACUGCAAAUUGAGAUGUGCUAUGAGUGUAAAAAUACACACCAAAUAUUAAAGGCUUAGUAUGAUGAAAAGAACAUAAGACAUCUCAUAAUUUUUAGAUUACUUGUUGAAUUAAUAUUUUGAGCAUAUCAGUAUUAGUAAAAAUAUUACUAAUAUUA